GGGAGCAUGACCAGACGUGUGUGUGUGUGGAGAUGGAGCACUUUAAAGGAGGAAAGAGAAUCAAUUUCGGUAGGUUUUCAGUCUGUGGUGCAGAAGACUGCCAGGCUUCAGGAAGGGUGUGAUUACACUAGAGAAGGUGCGGAGAAGACUUACAAGGAUAUUGUAAAUUGGAAGGCUCGAGUUAUCAGGAGAGAUUGGACAAGAUAGCCCUGUUUUCCCUGGUGUGAAGAAGACUCAUCAUAGCCAUUAUGUGCUGUGUGAUUUAGCCAGUUAUGGAGACCACAAUCUCCUUGGCAAAUCGUUCUGCAGAAGUGAUUGGACAUUGCCUUCUGGGCAGUGUCUUUACAAGCAGGUGACCCCAGCCAUUAUCAAUGCUCUUCAGAGAUUGUCUGCCUGGCGUCAGUGGUCGCAUGACCAAGACUUGUGAUCUGCAUCGGCUGCUCGUAUGACCGUCCACCACCUGCUCCCACGGCUUCACGUGACCCUGACUGAGGGGAUACUCUAGUGCCACACCUUGCCUAACGGUGACCUGCCGGCUAGUGGAGGGAAGGAGCUCCUUACACCUCCUUUGGUAGAGACGUAUCUCCACACCACCACCCAUAGAGGUGGCUAAAAGACAUUAGCAGAAUGCACAAAGGAAAUGGACCCCGACACAUGGAAUGCCUACCACAUUGUCAGCAACCAGGCCUGCUCUCUGUGCUACACGGCCCAGCAGCAGGAGUUCAGGAGGAGGACAGAGAUGACAGUGAACUCUUUAGCGGCCUCAGCUUCCAGUCAGUUGGAAGUCAUGACACUUCUGAAGGAUGGACAAAAAGAGCUGUGAGAGCUGACUGCCUCUUCGUUACAGAAGAUUCUUCACUGCUGCAGCAAGAACAGCUACAAGGCGGACAGCAAGACCUGGAGUCCUCCAUUAAUGGAAAUCUGGAGAGGCUGACCGAAGAAAAGGAGCUGAUUGCUAGCGGCCACCAGCAAGUCACGAAGCUGAUUGAUGGCAUCACACUAACCAUGGAAAAUGUCAGUAAACGGUUGACUCACCAGGACUUGCAGCUCCAAGAAAGUCACCAAGCAAUUCUAACUGACCUCCUGGAGGUCAGAGCACGUGCUCGACAGAUCUACACCAAACUGGAGUCGAACCUGGUCCAUUUUGCUGCCCAGCAGUCCCAGACGGCCAACCACUAUGACCAGUUGAUGGAUAAGCUGCAGACGGUUACUGUGGUGGUGCACGUGCUCGCCCAGCUGGAGAAAGGAGUGAACCAGAGACUGAACAGCUUCCUCCAGUGGACAGAUACGCAGCCACGUGCAUUUGUACCAGGUAAGUGUUCAUUUUCCAGGCUGGGAGAAGAACUGGAUAAACUAGAUCAAGGUGGCUUGCAAGGAGAGUAUGCUUUGGAAAAUGGUGACUUUAUCAGAAGCAGUGCACUAAUAACUGCUCCUGGUGAGGCAAUGCUCUGGCCUACAGUUCAUGUGCAGUACUCCUUCAAAAUCCCCGCAAGUUCAGUGCCCAUUCUGAAAAAAAGACCGAGGUUGACCAACUCUGCUCGAUGGGAGGCUGCUGAGAGAAAUGUUGCAGUUGAAGACCAUCAUCUCAAACAUUGUGCCCGUGUACUUGCAGCUGAAACCUUUAAUCAUGAUGAUUCAGCCGCCAGCACUAGAUCUGUCUCUUGGAGACAACCGUGCAGUGGCGUUACCAGGAAUGGGCAACCUUGUCGCAAUAGAGCAGCCACAGGUCAGGAAUUGUGCAGAGUCCACAAUUUGGGACAGACUUCGUACAGUUAAGUACAUCUCCACCUGCAUUACGUGGUCAUCGAGGUAAAACUGAAAAAUCCCCAUUUUGUGGUUUAAAACUGACCAAUUACUCCAGCAGUCUAGGUUCAUGAAGUUCAUCGAUUUACAUUGUUCAGACGUCUCUGAGUAAACCCACCAGCAGUCUGGGUCUGAACAUGACAGCAGGACUGUGGUUACGUGAAACCCGUGCAUUGGGGAAACAGUCAACCUCCACUGGAGCAAGAUCGCUGGCAGUGGAGCUUCAUCUCUCAAUACUGUCAAACCUGCAGUGUAUCACAGUAAGGCAUUUUAUCACUGAUUUUUAUCCUUUUUGAGUAUCAAAUUAAAACAUGGCUGUGGUGACUGUUACUGCCCUUGGGUAAUCUGCACAGGGCAAUGUUUUGUACUUUGAAAGAUGGAGAUUGGGCAGUAGGAACCUGUUGGUUGGCUUCUUGUUGCAAAAUUACAUUUCUCUUUCAGUGAAUUAAGAAUGUGGCUGUCAUCUGUAGAAAAUGCUAAAUGUACUGGUUUAACCCCACACAAACCAGGACUAGUUGUGUCUUCUACACAGCCAAUCGAGUUUGGCCUGUAGAAACAUCUCUACCUGUGUGCUCCAUACUUUUUAAAUCUUUGAAGGCUUGAAUCGUGUAUUUGGACUCGUUUUCAAUUUAAACUGGUUUUCUCUGCUGCCCAGCAAUUUAUCUGUUGCUUGGUGAGCUGAAACAGCACUAAGCGCAGGAAACGGGCUGCUGGCACAGUUUAUCCAGGUUCGCUGAGUUGUCACUACCCUGCUGUUCCCCUCUGACACCACCGUUGGCUGGGUGCUCUGCCGGAUUGUAAGAGGCGGGAAUACCCAGGUUUAGAUCCUAGGCUCUGUGUUCAUCUGUGUAACAGAUCACCUCAAGAGAAAAUCAGAGUCUGCACAGCAAAAACUGUCCUAAUAACAUGCACAAGAGCCAAGCUGGUUUCUAACCGAUGAAUAUUUAUCUCCAACGAGGAUCAGAAAAUCCAAGUGUUGGUGUCCUGGCACAUGAGGAGGUUGGCCUCGAUUGGACUGUGUUCCCUGUGGACAUUAAAUACUUGGUACGCGUUGGAAUUGCCAACCUAACACCAAAUUUCAAGACACAAUUUAAUAGAGGUCUAUCCUCAUGAGGAUUUUUAGUUUGGCAGCUUGGAGGAUCUGUAUUUCAAGAUUUCUAAACAAAGUAUUGGAGCAUUCUCACUGUGAAUUCAUAGAGCAGUUCUGCGGUUUCUUUGAAUAAAUAUAGGAUUGAACACCUACCUGCUGAUACUGACUGGAAUGAGCUGGUGCUUGGACGUAAUCCUCAACCGAACCUGUUUGGGUUCUAUGGUCAUUAAAUAAUAUUUAGACAAGUACCAUGGACACUGUGAUCCACCUUGUUAUCUGCCUGCUUUGUUCAAUUGUACCGUGAAAUCCUAUUUUAAACACCUAAUUUCACUUUUUGGUCAAACCCUGGUGAUUGUAUCUGGCCUUGUGUAAAAUGCUGUGUAACGGGGAACUCCAAUUUUACACUUUUUGGAGGAAUCUUAGUAACUGAUCAGUUUUGGGUCUAUUCGAAUCCCAAUGGGGUACUUGGCUAUGAAGUGUGGUCAUGCUGUAACCAGUUCAUUGUGGUAAAACAGGGGCUACCACCAGGCUGGACCUGUGUAAUGUUUUAAUUAUGUAAUAAAUGUAUAUUUUCUAACA
Molecule: messenger RNA, 3472 nt
Organism: Hypanus sabinus (Atlantic stingray)
Lineage: Eukaryota; Metazoa; Chordata; Chondrichthyes; Myliobatiformes; Dasyatidae
Gene: bmb
Product: brambleberry
Exons: 10
Coding region: 628-1776 (382 amino acids)
Source: RefSeq, a predicted model, not a curated record